CCCGCCUGGCUUUGCUGCUGGGCGCUCGCCGGCUGCCAGGCGGCCUGGGCUGGGGACCUGGCCUCCUCCGGCCGCCCGCCUCCUCCCUGCCAGGAGAAAGAUUACCACUUUGAAUAUACAGAAUGUGAUAGCAGUGGCUCCAGGUGGAGAGUUGCCAUUCCGAAUUCUGCAGUGGACUGCUCUGGCCUGCCUGACCCAGUGAGAGGCAAAGAAUGCACUUUCUCCUGUGCUUCUGGAGAAUAUCUAGAAAUGAAGAACCAGGUGUGCAGUAAGUGUGGCGAAGGCACCUACUCCUUGGGCAGUGGCGUCAAAUUUGAUGAAUGGGAUGCAUUACCAGCAGGAUUUUCCAACGUGGCGACGUUCAUGGACACUGCGGUUGGCCCUUCUGACACCAGGCCAGUCGGCUGUAACAACUCUUCGUGGGUUCCUCGUGGAAAUUACAUAGAGUCAAAUCGUGAUGACUGCACUGUGUCUUUGAUCUAUGCCGUGCACCUUAAGAAGUCGGGUUAUGUCUUCUUUGAGUACCAGUAUGUCGACAACAACAUCUUCUUUGAGUUCUUUAUUCAGAAUGAUCAGUGCCAAGAGAUGGAUACCACCGCCGACAAGUGGGUCAAACUCACAGACAAUGGAGAAUGGGGCUCUCAUUCUGUAAUGCUAAAAUCUGGUACAAACAUAUUGUAUUGGAGAACUACAGGCAUCCUUAUGGGCUCUGAGGCAGUAAAGCCAGUAUUGGUAAAAAAUAUCACAAUUGAAGGAGUGGCGUACACAUCAGAAUGCUUUCCGUGCAAACCAGGCACCUUCAGCAACAAACCAGGUUCGUUCAACUGCCAAGUGUGUCCCAGAAACACCUAUUCUGAGAAAGGAGCCAAAGAAUGCAUAAAGUGCGCAGAGGACUCCCAAUUUUCAGAGGAAGGAUCCGGUGAGUGUACGGAGCGUCCUCCCUGUUCCACCAAAGACUAUUUUCAGAUCCAUACUCCAUGUGAUGAAGAAGGAAAGACACAGAUAAUGUACAAGUGGAUAGAGCCAAAAAUCUGCCGGGAGGAGCUCACAAAUGCUAUUAGGUUGCCCCCUUCUGGAGAGAAGAAGGAUUGUCCACCUUGCAACCCUGGGUUUUAUAACAAUGGAUCCUCUUCUUGCCAUCCCUGUCCUCCUGGAACGUUUUCAGAUGGAACAAAGGAAUGUAGACCGUGUCCAGCAGGAACAGAGCCUGCGCUUGGGUUUGAAUAUAAAUGGUGGAAUGUCCUUCCUAGCAACAUGAAAACUUCCUGCUUCAAUGUUGGGAAUUCAAAGUGUGAUGGAAUGAAUGGUUGGGAGGUGGCUGGAGAUCAUAUCCAAAGUGGGGCUGGAGGUUCUGAUAAUGAUUACCUGAUCUUAAACUUGCAAAUCCCAGGAUUUAAACCACCAACAUCUAUGACUGGAGCUAUGGGUUCUGAACUGGGAAGAAUAACAUUUGUCUUUGAGACCAUCUGUUCUGCCGACUGUGUUCUCUACUUUAUGGUGGAUAUUAAUAGUAAAAGUACCAACGUGGUGGAAUCAUGGGGUGGAACCAAAGAAAAACAAGCUUAUACCCACAUCAUCUUCAAGAAUGCAACAUUUACGUUUACAUGGGCAUUCCAGAGAACGAACCAGGGUCAAGAUAAUAGACGGUUCAUCAAUGACGUGGUGAAGAUUUAUUCUGUCACUGCCACUAAUGCAGUUGAUGGGGUGGCGUCCUCGUGCCGUGCCUGCGCCCUCGGGUCUGAACAGUCGGGCUCAUCGUGUGUCCCCUGCCCCCCAGGCCAUUACAUCGAGAAAGAAACCAACCAGUGCAAGGAGUGCCCACCUGACACCUACCUGUCCAUACAUCAGGUCUAUGGCAAGGAAGCUUGUGUUCCAUGUGGGCCUGGGAGUAGAAGCACUCAGGACCACUCAGUUUGCUAUAGUGACUGCUUUUUCUACCACGAGAAAGAAAAUCAGAGUUUGCACUAUGACUUCAGCAACCUUAGCAGCGUGGGCUCGUUAAUGAAUGGCCCCAGCUUUACCUCCAAAGGCACAAAAUACUUCCACUUCUUCAAUAUUAGUUUAUGUGGGCACGAGGGGAAGAAGAUGGCUCUGUGUACCAACAAUAUAACAGACUUUACAAUCAAGGAAAUGGUGACAGGGUCAGAUGAUUACACAAAUCUUGUAGGAGCAUUUAUAUGCCAGUCAACGAUUAUUCCUUCUGAAAGUAAGGGUUUCCGAGCAGCCUUAUCGUCACAAUCCAUCAUUCUGGCAGACACAUUUUUAGGAGUGACAGUUGAAACCACCUUGCAAAAUAUUCAUAUAAAAGAAGAUAUGUUCCCCAUUCCACCAAGUCAAAUACCAGAUGUGCAUUUCUUUUACAAGUCUUCUACAACAACAACAUCUUGUGUUAAUGGCCGAUCAACUGCUGUGAAAAUGAGAUGUAAUCCUACUAAACCGGGAGCUGGAGUGAUUUCAGUCCCCAGCAAGUGUCCAGCAGGCACGUGUGAUGGAUGUGCAUUCUAUUUCCUGUGGGAGAGUCCGGAAGCGUGCCCUCUGUGCACAGAACAUGACUUUCACGAGAUUGAGGGAGCUUGUAAGAGAGGAUUUCAGGAAACCUUAUAUGUGUGGAAUGAACCUAAAUGGUGCAUUAAAGGAAUUUCUUUGCCUGAGAAAAAGUUAUCAACCUGCGAAACAGUUGACUUUUGGCUAAAAGUGGGAGCAGGUGUGGGAGCAUUCACAGCUGUUUUGUUGGUGGCUCUAACUUGCUAUUUCUGGAAAAAGAAUCAGAAACUGGAGUACAAAUAUUCCAAAUUAGUAAUGACAGCUAACUCAAAAGAAUGUGAACUCCCAGCUGCAGACAGUUGUGCUAUCAUGGAAGGAGAAGAUAAUGAAGAGGAAGUUGUAUAUUCCAAUAAACAGUCGCUACUGGGAAAACUCAAGUCCUUGGCAACAAAGGAAAAAGAAGACCAUUUUGAAUCUGUUCAACUGAAAUCCUCACGACCCCCAAAUAUAUGAAAAGACAGUUCUGCAGCCUUCAGACUAGUGAACACAGAAACCUGCUCUCUAGUUUUCCAGGACCAUAGUAUAGAGCCUGUCCUCAUCCCCAGCACGUUGGUAAUGUCCCAGAGGAGCGCCAAGAAGGGAAGGAGGUGGAAACGUUUGAUUGCCUUAUCACACGGUCAAGUAUCUUGCCAAAAAUAGGAAAGCAAAUGGUUUGAGUCUCAACUGAAGAUGAAACUCAACUCAGGAAGAGAUUUGUCUGUAUAUACACAUAACUGAAAACCAAGGUUAAGCCCACCAGUGCAUAUUGAUGCAUGCCAUAUAAAUUAAUGGGUAACUUUGAUUCUUUAUCACUUCUACAUAUAGACUGUGCUUUGGAGGGCAGAUGUCGGCAUAUGCAUUGUGGUCCCAUUUUGUCUUUUCUUUGUUUAUGUUUGGGGGAAGAAUUUGAAAAAUUUUUAAAGGUAUAGUUAUUUUCCCAUUAUUUAUUUUCCUGACAGACCUUAAAACAUCUUUUCUAUUCAAAAUGGUAACAGAGAAAGACAAUAAACUUCUAAUUUUUCCAUAGGGCAUCUUUCUUGAUUUCAGAAGCGUAAAUAAGUAGUAAUUUUUUUAGGAAGAGUCAGAAGUAGCUUGGGUUAUCUAAACUUAUAAUUACCUUUGAAAUUCCAUUCUUAUCGAAACUGAUAAGUGAGCUUAACUAAAAGCAUUAAAGGAAUCUUAAAAAAAGAAAAAAAAAGGCAAGACUUUCCAUUAAUACAAACAAGUGACACUAUCACUCAAGUCAAAUGGUUUCAAACUUCAAUGCUUGAAGUAAAAUGUAAAAUGAGUGGGAAAACUUUUUUUUAUUAGAUCAUCUUGCAAAAUCAUGAAGAUGAAAGUGGGAUGACUUGUGUACAAGUAUAGAUAACUGUACAAAGGUAUUUGGAUAAUUUUGUGGUUUCCAGAAAAUGGCAGUGGGAUAUUUGCCCGAUGUCAAACAUCAAAGGUUAUAUGGUUAUUAUUCUGCUACAAGAUGUUGAGGGUUAUGACUUCCAUGAAAGUUUUUCUUUUUAAGUCAGUGAGGCAAAAAUUCAUUUGGAAAAUUGCGUAUAAUUGUACUCAUAAUAAGAAUGUGGUUGUACCACAAGCAGUUAUGAAAUAAGUGUUGUUCUUAUUCAAAAAUGAUCCAGAUAAUUGUGAUGCCUCCUGUGACAGGUUACUAGUGUUAGCACGUCUUGAAUAUUAUUUGUUGAAAGCAGUUUGAAUGAAGUUGGAUUUGACCGAUUUUGUAUAAACCCUAAUUGUUUUAUAACUGAGAAAGAGGGGAGUUUCUUGGCCAUUGAUGAUCUAAGGUGCUCUGGUAUGUUUCCAAUAAACAGUAUAAUCUUUAUAGAUUUCAAUCCAGAUUUUUAAAAAGAUGGGUGGUUGGCUGAGAGAAGCAGAGCAUAUGGGCAGGGUUUGUUGAAUGCUUUGCCCCAUGUCUUUCAAUAAGGUAUAUUUGUAACUUUGAUUUAAUAGGUAAUGUCUUUACGUGUGUGAAAACUGGGAGAAAAUAAAUAAUUGCAUUUAUCUGGCUGAUGGGUAAAACACUGGGCUAUGCUGUUAUUGUUGAAUGAAUUAAUGUUUGCUUUGUGUACCUCUUCUGUUGGAUUCAUAAGUAUAGGUGAGGCUGCCAUUAUUUCAUUGUUGUAAGAUUCAGGGAGAACAUCAUUCAAUAUAAACCUUUUUCAUGUUUCAUUUCUUAAAUAUUAUUAUGAGGAAGAAAUUAUUUUUGCACUGCUUAUUUUUAUCUUGCUAACAGUGCUGAUGAGCCUUUGCCCAUUUUGGCCAAAACUUAAACAGAAGAAUGAAAAUUCAUUUGAAAUGCACCCUUGUAGAGGAACCCUGCCAAAGUUGUGUAGCUGGAUAGAGUCAGGCAGUUUCUGUGCAGUCACCUGUCACUCUCUCUAUGUUGUUGGCUGUGCUCAACAUGCAUGUGCCAAGACAUAGAGAUAAUUGGGAUUUGCUCCCAGGUAGCUUCUUUCUUCUCCUGUCACUGAACUAAAAUCUCUGACAUGUCAAAAUGCCUUAAAUUUUAAUGAACUCUCUGAAAAUGUAGUUGGUACUGAAGAAUUUAUUUCUAAUUUUAGGUAUUAAAUAAAUUUCGUCAGUUCAGUCCCAUGUUUGGAAUGGAGCUGCCUUUUUUUUUUUUUUUUGGAUCCCAGUGCUUGUCAUUUUAUUCCAAGCACUAAAGAAGUAUGACAGAAAGAAUAUUAUGAGGAAAAUAUUUAGACCAAUCCUGGCUAUAAAAUUUACUUUGGUUUUAGGUAUUGCCUUUGCAAAGCUCAUUGGAAUAUUGAAAGGCAUAAACAAAUUAAUCAUAUUUCUAUGACUUUAAUUGACCUUUGUUGUUUCUUUCCCUUCCUAAGUAAUAGAAGAAGGUAUUUGUUAUUUUUCUAAAGGCACAGUUUUGAAGCCUUAAAUACUUUAUUAAGUCAACUGUCACCUAUAAUAUCUCUUAGCACUCUGUCAAAACAUAUUUAAGUCAGUUUUCCACUGGAUGAGACCAUGUCUUCUAUGGAUAAAUUAUAUCAUGCCAUUUCACAAUGUUGAGCAAUUUGAUAUAUGUUCACUUGACUGAAUUUUAUUCUUGUUGACUUUCCCUCUCUUUGGUUACUAGCAAUCAGAUCCUUUCCAGGAUUAAAAAUGUUUCAUAGUA
Molecule: messenger RNA, 5662 nt
Organism: Hipposideros armiger (great roundleaf bat)
Lineage: Eukaryota; Metazoa; Chordata; Mammalia; Chiroptera; Hipposideridae
Gene: ELAPOR2
Product: endosome-lysosome associated apoptosis and autophagy regulator family member 2
Exons: 22
Coding region: 250-2997 (915 amino acids)
Biological process (GO): positive regulation of BMP signaling pathway
Cellular component (GO): membrane
Source: RefSeq, a predicted model, not a curated record